CUCUCUACCAGAGACGACUUUCACUUCCUUUUCCUCUGGCCUCCCCUCCCAGAACAGCCUUGAGUCUCCAUCUUCCUACGGGGAGCCAGACCAUGACACCGUGGCCACUCGCACCCUGAGGAUGGCCCAGCCACACGACAAGGCAGUCCCCACCAACGGGGAGAGGCUGGUCCCAUCACAUGCAAACGGAGCAGGAAAGACCCCUGUAGGGGUCCUCAGUGCUGGAGAGCCACUUCUCCGCCUGCGGAGGACCCAGGGGGUGUGGCAGAUCCCAGAGCUGGAAGUCCACGAUGCUGUGGCCCUGGUGGAGCUGUGGCCGCUGGGGAGUUUCCUGGUUGCAGGACAGGACCCCAGCCAGACGCUAGUGUUGAAGACAGGAUCUGCCCCAGGGGAAGUCAGCACCUACAAGAUUCAGAAGCUUUCCGAAGGUGUGUCCCUGGAAGCCUCCAAGCUCUGCAUGCCGGAUCUGUCCCACCUUCUGGCCUUCCUGUCAGCCAGCAGGGAUAUCCUGCCCAGAACGCUGCUUCUGCCUCCUCCAGCUCUCAGCCCUGGAGAGGCAGGCACAGCCCGAGACACGCUGCAGAUGGGCAGGGCCCAUGCUCACACUUCAGCCGGGGUACUCUGCGUGGUCAACCAGCUCUACCUGGAGACACAUGCAGUCUCGGGGACGGAGCCAAAGAUUGGUCAGAGGCGCCGUCCAGCCACCAGGAUCCCCGGGCCACACCAGGUCUCGUGGGUGGAAGCGCCGCCCACUCCCAAGGUGCGGCAUCUUACUCUGAACAGCCUGGAGGAGGAAGAGCAGGAGGAAGAUGACUACCAAGAUGAAGAGAAAGGCCCCGAGGAUGUGCUAACGGCCCAUGUGCGGGCUCUGGCCAGGGCACGGAGCAGCUACGUGGCUGGGCAGUACCGGGGCCUCCGGGCACGCCUCGCCUCCUGUUCUGGGAACCCUCACAGGCCUGGGGACCCGGCCACUGAGUUGCUUCAGGACGUGCGAAACCUCCUCCUGGACCUGCAGGAUCACCUAGCCAAGGACCCCAGCGUCAGGGCCAUCCUAGGCAGCAGGGGCCCUAGGGACCAGCAGAAGCAGAAGGAUCUUGGUCUCACCGUGGAGGCGGCCGUGUGCCGUGCGGUGCUAGCACCCCUGAAGCCAGUCCUGUGGAUGCGACUCCGGACCUUCCGGGCCCCGGAGCUGCGACGUCUGCGCAGGCGACAAAUGGCCUUGCGGGCGGGGGCAGGGCCCGAGGGGCAGAGCCCGGCCUUAGCCCAGCGGAGCCAAAUCCACGAGCGCCUGGCGCACCUCCACGCCGCCUGCGCCCCGCGUCGCAAGGUGGCGCUCCUGCUGGCCGUGUGCAGCGACGUCUACGCGGGGCUGGCUUGUGGCGAGGGCCAAGAGCCCCAAGGGGCCGACGCCUUCCUGCCUGCGCUGACAGAGGAGCUGAUCUGGAGUCCUGACAUCGGGGAGACGCAGCUGGACGUGGAGUUUCUGAUGGAGCUCCUGGAUCCCGACGAGCUGCGGGGAGAAGCCGGGUACUACCUGACUACGUGGUUUGGGGCGUUGCACCACAUCGCUCACUACCAGCCGGACGCGGGCCGCGCCCCACAGGGGCUCAGCAAUGAGGCGCGGGCCUCGCUGCACCAGUGGCAUCGGCGGCGGACACUGCACCGACUGGACCAAACCGGCUCCCGGGCCGAACUGCCCUUGGACGGGCCUUGGGCAGUGGAGGCGGAGCAGGGAACCUGUGACAAUUAGGGUUCACAGAUACGUCUGCUCCUUCCAGAGGCAACUGGGACAGCGCUGACUCCUAACCCCUGUGGCUUAGGAGCAGAAAGGAGGCAGGCCUCACUUUUUUGCACUGGCUGUUCCUGUCUCCUGAGCUGGCCUGCCCUGUUGGUGUAGCCUCCCUGCUCCCAGCACCCUAUGCCCCUUGCCUGAGACCCUAAAGCAGAUGUCAUUAUCGCUGCAGUGAGGCUCUGGCUUUCCCAUCCGCUGCUGCUUUCCCAGGCUCAUUAGCAAGGGAGCUGGAUCCGAAGUGAAACAGCCAGGACUUGAACCAUCACCCAUAUGGGAUGCUGGUGUGCCAGGCUGCAGCCUAAUGUGCUAUACCCCAAUGCCUAGGGGAGCUGAGAGAUGCAAAAACGGA
Molecule: messenger RNA, 2141 nt
Organism: Ochotona princeps (American pika)
Lineage: Eukaryota; Metazoa; Chordata; Mammalia; Lagomorpha; Ochotonidae
Gene: RINL
Product: Ras and Rab interactor like
Exons: 12
Coding region: 122-1750 (542 amino acids)
Biological process (GO): vesicle-mediated transport
Cellular component (GO): cytosol; endocytic vesicle
Molecular function (GO): small GTPase binding; guanyl-nucleotide exchange factor activity
Source: RefSeq, a predicted model, not a curated record